AUGAUUCAUCAUUCACAAACAAUUGAAUCAUUUGUAUUUCUUCCUGAAAUUUUAAAUUAUAAUAAUAAUUUUCAACAAAUAAAUUCAUCUAAUAAUAAAUUACAAUUAACAAAUUCUCAACCAAUGGAAGAAUAUUAUCAUAUAUUAAUAAUAUUUCAAAAAAUUUCUCAAUUUUAUCAAUUACUUAUUGAUGAAUUAUAUGGUGUUCAUAUUGUACGAGAUUCACAUAUUCUACAACCAAUUGUAAUUAAUAUUAUUCGAUUACUUUUAUUUAUUGCAGAUAAAUUAAAACAAUAUAUUAAAAUUAAUUCACCAAUGAUAAUUAAUGAAAAUCAUUUUCGUAUAAAAGAAAAUGAAGAAAUUUGUCGUAUAGAAGAGAAAGAAAUGUUUACAAUGAAAUCAAAAUUUCAAUUAAUUGAAAUUCAUCCAACUAAUAUCGAUACUUUAACGUCAUCAAAAUCUUCGAAUGAUAAAAAUAUUGAAUAUGUUCGAAAUGAUAAUCAUUCAUUAAAUAUAAUACAAGAUGAUCAAACGAGUUCAUUAGAUUUUGAUGAAGAUGAAUUUUAUCGUUUAGCUAAUCUUGAACGAGAUGAUUAA
Rotaria sordida is the source of this 597-nucleotide messenger RNA. The record is from the annotation of a GenBank genome assembly. Lineage: Eukaryota; Metazoa; Rotifera; Eurotatoria; Philodinida; Philodinidae.